Molecule: messenger RNA, 734 nt
Organism: Sclerotinia trifoliorum
Lineage: Eukaryota; Fungi; Ascomycota; Leotiomycetes; Helotiales; Sclerotiniaceae
Source: the annotation of a GenBank genome assembly
AUUUUAUUUUGAUUUUCCUUUCUAUCUAUAACUCCGACUGCCUUUUAAACCGUCUGAGCGUUGUGAGUAUCGAAAGAUGGUUAACGACCAUUCCGUUCCCAAGAUUUGGGGCACAGUUAUAAUCCGCAUGAAAACGAUGGUAGAAAUGCCCUCGAUCAAGCUAAGACAAGAGACUAAUUCGGGAUAGGCAUUCAGCUUCGAGAAAAAGCAAAACUAGAGGUAUGAUCAGGUCUACCCGCUGAACUAUACAUGCCGUCUAAUUCUAAGAUACCUUGGAUUUCUUCCAAUGGUCGCAUUCUCAGCCGUACUGCAAUGCUCUGGGAGUCACUAGGCGGAAGUCUCUUUGCUGGGCUUUACAAUGGUGGGCCUGUCGCCCUGGCGUACGGCUUGAUGCUAUUUAUUACUGGAGAUAUUUUGAUAGCUGCUUCAUUUGCAGAGCUGGGUUCAAUGUGCUUGGAACCUCAAUUUGCUCAUCUGCGGCUGUGCCGACUGAAUUUAGCACCCCGGUCGCUGGAGCACAAUAUCAUUGGACUUUUGAUCUGGCACCUGUAGCUACACAAAUGCUGUCUUUGUUGCAAGGUGAGUACUCUUUCGCCUUGUACUGAAUUUCAAGAUACAAUGCUAAUCACAUUCAGGCUGGUUGACUGUAGAAUUAAAUCUCUAGGUUCACAUUUCAUAUUAAGUCUCUGAAAAAAUUUAUAGAUAUUUGCAUGGAUUAAUGCUUGCGAAACGGC